Messenger RNA from Aspergillus caelatus, 2473 nucleotides. Its product is annotated as acyclic terpene utilization AtuA family protein. The coding region runs from base 435 to 2327 and encodes 630 amino acids. NCBI's taxonomy places the organism in Eukaryota, Fungi, Ascomycota, Eurotiomycetes, Eurotiales, Aspergillaceae. The transcript is spliced from 3 exons. The record is from RefSeq and is a predicted model, not a curated record.
UAGUAACACACUCUAGGGGUUUCCUGCCCCCCUUGACCCACAUCGGAUCGGAUCUGCCAUCCACAUGUGAUAUCAUGGACUAAGCCCCAACAAGCAAGAGUUGAACAACUACAGGCUGCACAACUCAUAGAGUUUCAAUUCAGAUACAUCAACUGAGAUGGUUAUCCGCUAAUUAUAACCUUGCAUUAUUCCACCGCCCUUGAUUCAACAGAUUAAUACAGUGGCUCAAUGAACCCCGCAUCUCCGAACCGACAACCGAAAGACCUCCUCGGCCAUUACAUAGUUUGGUUGAUCGACAAGAAGAUUCACUAGUGGGAAGAUAGUAGACCACUUGGUGACCUUAAAGCAUUCCGGUCCCCAUCAAUUGCAUUUCAGCUGGGAAAAUUCUUCACGUCUUGCUCGCGUAGUAGAUAGAUACUUCCCUCAGAGACAUCAUGAGUUCUCGUCCAGUUCGCAUUGCAGGUGCUUCGGGCUCUACGUCCGACCGUCGACAUGCCAUCGCUGAGUUCGCUCGUAACUAUCCUCGAGACCCCGUCGACGUCAUCAUCGCCGACUUCAUGAGCGAGGCGAACAUGGUCACGGGGGCAGCACGACGGAUAGAUCAAGAUAAAGCCCAAGAGGGUGCUGGUAACAUCUCGGCGAUCCCAACGAGUGCACCGGGGUAUGAGCUUGCAUUUCUCUUGGCACUAGAGCCGGCCCUAGAGGAUUUGGCCAAACAUGGUAUCAAAGUGGCAGUCAACGCCGGAAAUGCAGACACGGAAGGGCUUUAUAAAGUGGUAACAAAUAUGGUCAAGGCCAAGGGCUUAAAUCUAAAGGUUGCUUGGGUCUCUGGCGACGAGGUUUUCUCAACAGUGAAAGCAGCUUUAUCCACUGGUAAAUCAACCUUCAAAAACGUCUAUACAGGAGAGACUCUUUCCGACUGGAACUUCGAGCCAAUAUAUGCCCAGUGCUACCUCGGAGGCCUGGGAAUUGCCGCGGCCUUGGCUCAAGGGGCCGAUAUCGUUCUGUGCGGACGAGUGUCAGACGCAUCCCCUGUUAUUGGAGCUGCGUACUGGUACCAUGGGUGGAACCGCAGCGAUCUCGACCAGCUAGCCAAUGCAUUUGUUGCUGGACAUCUAAUCGAAUGUAGCAACUACGUAUGCGGAGGCAAUUUCACCGGUUUCAAGACACUGGAGAAAGUCGGCGCUGAAGGCUGGCGUAAUAUCGGUUAUCCUAUUGCAGAGAUUUCAGCAGAUGGGAAAGUGGUCAUCACGAUGCAAUCGUCUGCUCCCGGCGGCGCUGUUACCGUUGAUACCUGCUCCUCCCAACUUUUAUACGAAAUUCAGGGCCCUUGGUACUUCAACUCCGACGUUACUGCCGUGCUAGCGGACAUCCACUUCGAACAAGUUGGUACCAACCGCGUGGCAGUGCACGGCGUUCGAUCUGCACCACCUCCUCCAACGACCAAGGUCGGCAUCACAGCCCGUGGCGGUUUCCAAGCAGAGGCUUCAUGGUUUCUGGUUGGGCUGGACAUUGAUGCGAAGGCACGGAUGCUGGAGGACCAGAUUCGCCACCUUCUCGCCCCAUACUCAUCCAAAUACACAGCUCUCGAAUUCUCUACAUUAGGUUCAGUGCCAGAUGAUCCUCGAGACCAAAACAGUGCCACCGUUACCUUUCGAAUUGUUGCCCAGGCUCGUGAAGCAGAACAUAUAGCCCCCAAUAACUUUCUUCGCCAUAUCACCGACAAUAUCAUGCAAGGCUAUCCCGGCGCGACUUUCCACCUCGAUGCACGACAGGGUUUUCCAAAGCCCAUCUAUGAAUACUAUGUUAGUCUUCUGCCCCAAGCAGAUGUGAAGCAUCGUGUCCACCUCCCGUGGAAGAAUCAAGUGUUGGACAUCCCUCCACCGCCCACGACUCAGGAGUUCCCGCCUCGUCAACCCUCACAGGCGAUCACCGAGCCUCCUGCCAACCGCGAUCUAGACUUCGGACCAACAACCCGAGGCCCUCUAGGAUGGAUUGUCCAUGCUCGAUCGGGUGACAAGGGACCUGACGCAAACUGCGGGUUCUGGGUUCGCCACAGUGAUGAAUACCUCUGGCUGCGCUCGCUGCUCUCCAUUCCAAAGGCGCAGGAGCUUCUAGGACAGGAGUACCGGUCGAAUCCCCAACUACAGAUCGAGCGAUUCGAGCUUCCAAACCUCCGUGGUGUACACUUCUUGUUCAGAAACCUCCUCGACCGGGGCGUUGGCGCGACAACUACAGUCGACUUCCUAGGGAAGAAUGUCGCCGAGUAUCUGCGGGCCAAGUGGGUGGAUCUUCCUGUUAAAUUCUUGAACCGCGGCAAGCUGUAGUUGUCCGUCGCUAUCUGCAGGGAUGGCUUUCUUGGUCUGUAAAGCUAGGUAUAUAAACACAGACGGUCAUCGUGCGGAUAAUCUAGGGAAGACGCUUUUCUUGACAUUGAGUUUUCAUCACAUUGAUUGGAAUUGUCCCAUAUUGU